UCGCGGUGCAUUGUGGGCUCUGCUAGAGCCCUGGCUCAUGAAUGAAAGUGGCGCGCCGGUCUUAUCGGUACCGGAUAGGAGCGGGUGGCGUUCGGAUCCUGGUGGGGAUUCGGGUGCCUUGGACCUGUGGUCCCCACCGCACCUCUUGUAGGCAGCUGCGCAAGUCGGCUCUGCGCGGACCCAAGACAUGGCUCACAACAAGAUCCCGCCGCGGUGGCUGAAUUGUCCGCGGCGCGGCCAGCCGGUGGCAGGAAGGUUCUUACCUCUGAAGACAAUGCUGGGACCAAGAUAUGAUAGUCAAGUUGCUGAAGAAAAUCGGUUCCAUCCCAGUAUGCUCUCAAAUUAUUUAAAGAGUUUAAAGGUUAAAAUGAGCUUGUUGGUAGACUUGACAAAUACAUCAAGGUUCUAUGACAGACAUGACAUAGAAAAAGAAGGAAUCAAAUACAUUAAACUUCAGUGUAAAGGACAUGGUGAAUGCCCUACAACUGAGAAUACCGAGACAUUCAUUCGUCUCUGUGAGCGGUUUAAUGAAAGAAACCCACCUGAACUUAUAGGUGUUCAUUGUACCCAUGGUUUCAAUCGCACUGGUUUCCUCAUAUGUGCCUUUUUGGUGGAGAAAAUGGAUUGGAGUAUUGAAGCAGCAGUUGCUACUUUUGCCCAAGCCAGACCACCAGGAAUCUAUAAGGGUGAUUAUUUGAAGGAACUUUUUCGUCGUUAUGGUGAUAUAGAGGAAGCACCACCACCACCUGUAUUGCCAGAUUGGUGUUUUGAGGAUGAUGAAGAUGAGGAUGAGGAUGAGGAUGUAAAAAAGGAAUCAGAACCUGGGUCAAGUGCUUCCUUUGGCAAAAGGAGAAAAGAACGGUUAAAACUGGGUGCUAUUUUCUUGGAAGGUAUAACUGUGAAAGGUGUCACUCAAGUAACAACUCAACCAAAGUUAGGAGAAGUACAGCAGAAGUGUCAUCAGUUCUGUGGCUGGGAAGGGUCUGGAUUUCCUGGAGCACAGCCUGUUUCAAUGGACAAGCAAAAUAUUAAACUUUUAGAGCAGAACCCAUAUAAAGUAAGCUGGAAAGCAGAUGGUACUCGUUAUAUGAUGUUGAUUGAUGGCACAAAUGAAGUUUUUAUGAUUGAUAGAGAUAACUCAGUGUUUCAUGUGUCAAAUUUGGAAUUUCCAUUUCGUAAAGAUCUCCGUAUGCAUUUAUCAAAUACGCUUUUGGAUGGGGAAAUGAUCAUUGACAAAGUAAAUGGACAGGCGGUUCCUAGAUAUUUGAUAUAUGAUAUAAUUAAAUUCAAUGCCCAGCCCGUUGGAGAUUGUGAUUUUAAUAUUCGUCUGCAGUGUAUAGAACGAGAAAUUAUAAAUCCUCGACAUGAAAAAAUCAAGAGUGGACUCAUUGACAAAGCACAGGAACCAUUUAGUGUCAGAAAUAAGCCAUUUUUUGACAUUCAUGCUUCAAGAAAGUUACUUGAAGGAAAUUUUGCCAAAGAAGUCAGCCACGAAAUGGAUGGACUUAUUUUUCAGCCUAUUGGAAAAUAUAAACCAGGUCGGUGUGAUGAUAUUUUGAAAUGGAAGCCUCCCAGUCUGAACUCCGUUGAUUUUCGCCUAAAGAUAACAAGAAUGGGUGGAGAAGGGCUACUUCCUCAGAAUAUUGGCCUUCUCUAUGUUGGAGGUUUUGAAAGACCCUUUGCACAAAUCAAGGUGACAAAAGAGCUAAAACAGUAUGACAACAAAAUUAUAGAAUGUAAAUUUGAGAACAACAGCUGGAUCUUCAUGAGACAGAGGACAGACAAAAGUUUUCCUAAUGCAUACAACACUGCUAUGGCUGUGUGUAAUAGCAUCUCAAAUCCUGUCACAAAGGAGAUGCUGUUUGAGUUCAUCGACAGAUGUACUGCAGCUUCUCAAGGACAGAAGCGAAAGCAUCACUUGGACCCUGACACAGAACUCAUGCCACCACCACCUCCCAAGCGGCCACACCCUUCAACCUAAUGCCUGCCUCUGACUGGAGGGUCAAGAGGAAAGAUGAGUAAGAAAAAUGCUGUUGCCCCAUUUUUGCAGCCAGAGAAAUUCAAAAAUGAGUGUGGCUUGACAUCUUUAUACAUUGUGAAUUUUUUUAAGACAGGUAUUGUAGCCAGCCUGUAUAUAUUUGAUUCAUCUGUUUCCUCAGUGCUACAAUACCUCUUGGAUUUAAACAUUUUAUUUAUAUCUGAGAAACUCAGCCUUACCUUGUGGAAUAUUAAGAUUGAAAUGUCCAAAGGUUUAAAUAAGAUUGAAAUCAAUGAAAAAGAGGCCUUGUUUAUAUUAGAAUAAUCUUUACAUUUAAUUUAUAAAGUUAGUAAUCUGGAACUGUGAGCACAUAAAACACUUGUCAUUUUCAGAAGUUGAAUCUCAACUUUGGCAAUCUUUUCUUUUAAAAAUUUAGGCAGUGGCAUCAAAAGUUCUGUUAUUUAUCAUGGAUUCCUCACAUUUCUAAAGUUCCUAUAUUCAAAAAACAAAUGCUAAGUACUGUACUAUAUUAAACAACUUGGUCUGGUUUGUAUCAUUAUAAGAAGGGUUUUUUUGGAAAAAGUAAAAAAGGUAAAACUCCAUUUUUGUGAAUUGCAUUGUUUUUUUGAAAAAUAUUUUGACUUUUUAUCUGCAUCUAUUGUUUGAACUACAGUAUCAGUUAUCCAGUUUGUUCAUUCUGGCAGUGGUUUGAGUUACUUCAUGGAACUUAGAUAUACACCACCAGGUCACUUAUACGUCGUUCUCCUGGGAGAGUUUUCUUUUUUUAAAUGCGGAGUUAUUUCUGCUUUACCGCAGUGGUAUCAGCACAUUGUAAGUUACAUUAAAAUACACAACUCACUGUGAUCUAUGGGAGCAAUAUCAAAUACAGAUGAUGUUGUGUUCGUUCCCUCAAACGAAACAGCAAAGGAAAUGCCGGGUGACUCCUUUGAUUAGAAAGUAAUGUCAGUGGAAUAGAAAGCUGUCACUAGAAAAUGCACUCCCACUGCUAUAUAAAUGUUGAGGUGAAGCAGAGGCAUUUAUAGGAAGUAAACAUCAAGGAAAUCAAGAUGUUUACGUUCAAAGCUAGUAUUCUAUCUACACUCUAAGGAUGUUACUGCAUUGGUAUUUCUGAAUUUCAAAAUGAUUACUAAUAGACAGUGGGUUUACAGGGCAGCAAAUUGAUCAUCUACCAUCGUUGAGAAAUUAUGUUCUGAUGUUUGUGAAGGAACUCAGAAUUAACUGGCUAGAGGCUAAUGUAUUUAUUUUUAGAAGUAUAGGUUUUAAGUAUAUUUAAGACAAAUUUUCGGGCCGGGAUUU
Messenger RNA from Fukomys damarensis (Damara mole-rat), 3295 nucleotides. RefSeq names its product RNA guanylyltransferase and 5'-phosphatase (gene Rngtt). Gene Ontology annotation, biological process: protein dephosphorylation; 7-methylguanosine mRNA capping. The coding region runs from base 188 to 1981 and encodes 597 amino acids. The transcript is spliced from 16 exons. Gene Ontology annotation, molecular function: mRNA 5'-triphosphate monophosphatase activity; mRNA guanylyltransferase activity; protein tyrosine/serine/threonine phosphatase activity. The record is from RefSeq and is a predicted model, not a curated record. Lineage: Eukaryota; Metazoa; Chordata; Mammalia; Rodentia; Bathyergidae.